AUGACAAUAACAGAAAAAUAUACUCCUGCAGCACAAUCAUCAAUUAAAUGCAAUGGAACGUAUUUGGAUUCGAAAGGAGAUAUUGCUAUUCCUCAUGACUUGAAAGAUCUUUCCACUUACAGUAAAUUUUUAGCUCUUUAUACCAGAGACCGCCAAUCUAGUGCAUACAAAUCAAUAGAAGAAAAACAGGAUUUCAAUGUCAAAUCACAGUGGACUUCCUUUAUUCAGCUAAUUAGUGAAUUUGAACCGGUAAAGGCUUCUGUCAGUGACAGUAUAACCGAGUACCAUAUUCCAUCAGACAUCGCAGACAAGUACACCGGUGGCCUUUCGAUACCUAUUAAAAUAUCCGAGUAUUGCAAAGAGAGCGAACAUCAGGUCAGAGGUUGUGUCACCACAAUUGAAAACGAAAAUGAAUUCAACGACUGGUUCAUUUUCCACAUUUUAGACCAGGCUCGACUGGGUUUGAGUGAAAAAAAAGUGUGUGAGACAGGGAAACCAUAUCAUGAAAUAUUUAGCGACUAUUUUGAAAAAAAAUUGAAAAACACCAUCAAAGAUGACAAAUGGGAUGCUCAAGGUCGUGAAUAUUUUACGAAAAGGGUUAAAUACUUUACCGAUAGAUAUACAACGAUUGAAUGUGUCCUACCGGCAUUCCCAUGCAAGUCGUCGAAUAUCGAUAAAGUGGUUGACGAGAGCCCCGACAAGGGCGAGGAGCUUGCCUUGAAAAGAUUGAUAAAAGCCACCAUUGAGGUGGGCAAAAUAUACCCUCCAGGAAUGAAAAUAUGGAUUAUUAGUGAUGGCCAUGUCUUCUCUGAUUGUAUAGGUGUCGAUGACGAUGUAGUUAACAGCUAUACUGUCAAGUUACAUCAGCUUUAUGAAAAGAUUGCAGUACCAGGGGUCGACGCUAUCGGAUUUUGCGGUUUGAAUGAUCUCUUUUUCAAUGGUGCUGCAGCUUCGUCAUUUAAUCCUCAAAUGAUUGAGGAUAUCGUGGUUGACCAUUUCACCGGCUCGAAGAUAUGUGCUCUGUCAGAUGUUUCCAGGGCGAUCUUGAUGAAAGGUUGUGAUACCGACGAUGGGAGACUAAGAAAACAAAUUUCAAUUGAUGGACACCCACGUUUAAAUCUUUACAGAGGAUUCUCACGUUUCAUGUCGGAAGACUUGGCUCUUUUACCAAAUUUUCAGGCAGCUUCAAAAAAGAGCUUCAAAAAAAUAGUCUCGAAGAUAGCUUUCAAUAUGAUCAAAAGGAACGAUGCUUACUCUAACUUGGUAGAGCUGGUAUUUCCACACCACAUGAGACUAUCAAUUCAUGCCCAUACGAACAGUGGACCGAAAUUUGGAGUUAAAGUCAUUUCUAUGGAGCAAUGUAUGAUUGUGAAAUCUUUGAACAGCGGACAGGAGCCAAAAUUUGAAGACUUAUUGCAUAUACCCACACCAUGGCACAAUUGUGUUGCACUGCUAGACAAUAACCAAUAUGUUCUGACAAAAUCAAAAAUUGUCAAAGAGGCUAUACUCAACGGCACCUACGAGGGCGAAUGGCAAAACACAUGUUUGGAUACAGGCGAAGGAGGAUUUUAUGUUAUCAAAAAGAGGAAGGAGAUGAACGACUUUUAA
This is a messenger RNA of Zygotorulaspora mrakii, 1608 nucleotides long. It is a transcript of the gene DIT1, whose product is annotated as Dit1p. The transcript has a single exon. The record is from RefSeq and is a predicted model, not a curated record. The coding region runs from base 1 to 1608 and encodes 535 amino acids. NCBI's taxonomy places the organism in Eukaryota, Fungi, Ascomycota, Saccharomycetes, Saccharomycetales, Saccharomycetaceae.